Messenger RNA from Triticum aestivum (bread wheat), 739 nucleotides. Its product is annotated as iron-sulfur cluster assembly protein 1. Gene Ontology annotation, molecular function: iron-sulfur cluster binding; iron ion binding. Gene Ontology annotation, biological process: iron-sulfur cluster assembly. NCBI's taxonomy places the organism in Eukaryota, Viridiplantae, Streptophyta, Magnoliopsida, Poales, Poaceae. The record is from RefSeq and is a predicted model, not a curated record. The coding region runs from base 90 to 608 and encodes 172 amino acids. The transcript is spliced from 3 exons.
CCGCGCCACUGAGGAGACAUUCACGCCACCAGAAGCGAAACAGAGCACCGCUCCUCUCAAGAAACGCAGACACGCCACCGACGAUCACGAUGAUGCUGCGCGCGGCGGGGAGGAGGCUGAUCGGCGCGGCGGGGGCGCGCCCUGCGGCGCUCGCCGGUGACUCCUCCACCGGCGCGGCGGCGCUGGGGGCGGUGGCGGCGAGGAGGGGGUACCACGAGCGGGUGGUGGACCACUACAGCAACCCGCGCAACGUGGGGGCGUUCGACAAGGACGACGCCGACGUCGGCACCGGCCUCGUCGGCGCGCCGGCCUGCGGGGACGUCAUGAAGAUGCAGAUCCGCGUCGACCAAGCCUCCGGCAGGAUCGUCGACGCCUGCUUCAAGACCUUCGGCUGCGGCUCCGCCAUCGCAUCCUCCUCCGUCGCCACUGAGUGGGUGAAGGGAAAGCAGAUGGAGGAAGUGGUAGCGAUCAAGAACACAGAGAUCGCCAAGCAUCUGUCGCUGCCACCGGUGAAACUCCACUGCAGCAUGCUCGCCGAGGACGCCAUCAAGGCCGCAGUGAAGGACUACGAGGCAAAGAAGACGAAGGCGGCCGAGGCAGACGAGUAGUUCGUCAGACGCAUAGGAAGUGACACAUCAUGUACAUAUACUGCAUAAUAAAGGGAGAGUGAUGGUAAUGAUGAUGUUUGUAGUAUUGAAAAAACUGAUGUGAGCAAUAAGCAUUGUGCCGCGUUUGGCUA